CUCCUCCUCCUCCUCGUCCUCGUCCGUGGGACAAAAGAUGGCUCUGCAAACACGCAGUUGAUAUAUAGUUUUAAGCACAAUACUUAAGAAAAUAUAUAUCACUGUCGAUUGCAGCAUUUGGCCAUGAUAGAAAGCAAAAUGUUGAUUUCAAAACAUACAAUUUUCCUUGCAUUUUUCUUUCUUUUCUCUCUGUCCCAAACACCAGCUUUGGCCGCCAAAAAGCCAUAUAUUGUGUACAUGGGAGGUCAUUCACAUGGAAGUAAAAUGACAAACGCAGCUCUCAAGGAGGUCUCAGGAUCUCAUUACGAGUUCCUUGGAUCAUUCCUGGGAAGUACAAAGGAGGCCAAAGACGCCAUAUUUUACUCGUACAAAAGAUACAUCAACGGCUUCGCUGCAAUUCUUGAUGAGGAUCAAGCAGCAAAGAUUUCAAAGGAUCCAAAUGUUGUGUCCGUUUUCUUAAAUGGUUGGAAAAAAUUGCACACAACCCAUUCGUGGAAUUUUCUUUCGCUAGAAGAUAACAAUGGUGGUGUUGACUCGAAUUCCUUGUGGAAGAAGGCUAGGUAUGGAGAAGAUAUCAUCAUAGGAAAUAUUGAUAAUGGUGUUUGGCCUGAAUCAGAGAGCUUUAGCGAUAUAGGAUAUGGACCUGUUCCAUCAAGGUGGAAUGGAAUAUGUCAGAAUAAUACCAAGAAUGGAUUCCCUUGCAAUAAGAAACUUAUUGGAGUUAGGUACUUCUACAAAGGACGUGCUGCCAAAUGUGGCCUCAAAGACCAUUCAAAUUUCUCUGCCCGAGACACUCAUGGUCAUGGAAGUCACACACUAUCAACGGCAGGUGGGAACUUUGUGCCAAGAGCAAGUGUGUUUGGAAUUGGCAAUGGAACUGCAAAAGGUGGUGCACCUAGAGCUAGAGUGGCUGCUUAUAAGGUAUGCUGGCCAACAAAAUAUACUAGGGGUGGAGGAUGCUUCGAUGCUGACAUCCUCAAAGCCUUCGAUCAAGCCAUACAUGAUGGCGUCGAUGUGCUUUCAGUAUCUCUUGGUGGUGAUCCCACUGACUACUUCGAAGAUUCCAUUGCAAUCGGGUCGUUCCAUGCUGCUAAGCAUGGCAUUGUCGUGGUGACCUCAGCCGGGAAUGACGGACUGUGGCCUCAUAGCGUCACCAAUGCUUCUCCAUGGCUUCUAACCGUUGCAGCGAGCACCAUGGACCGUGAACUUGGUUCUUACGUUCACCUUAGUAAUGGAAUGCGCCUCAAGGGAAGAGAUAUUAGCUCCAAACAAUUUCCAGAAGAUAGAUUCUACCCACUUAUUACCGGUGAACAAGCUAAAGUUGCCAAUGUAUCUGCUGAAGAAGCUAUAUCCUGCUGGAAUGGAACUCUCGACCCCCAGAAGGUAAAGGGUAAGAUCUUGGUUUGUCUUUCUCCAGCGGGUGCUGAUAAAAUUGAAAAAGGACAUUUGGGUGCUUUGGCUGGUGCCGUGGGGAUGAUUUUUUGGGACAAUAUGACUGCUGGUAGUGGUGAAUUUUACGGCGGCGUUAAUGUUUUGCCAGCAUCACAUAUCAAUCACACAGAUAGUCUCACUGUUUUUGCCUACAUCAACUCUACCAAUAAUCCACAGGCUAUGAUUAAGCCAAUGGAAGAACUGCACACAAAGCCUGCUCCGUUCAUGGCUUAUUUCUCCUCUAGGGGUCCGAACGCUGUUACACCAGAAAUCCUCAAGCCUGAUAUUACUGCACCGGGAGUACAUGUCAUAGCUGCCUACACGCAAGGAGGCGGCCCUACAGAAAAUAAUUUCGAUCAGCGCAGGACACCCUUUACUCUUAUGAGUGGAACAUCCAUGUCUUGUCCUCACGUAGCCGGAAUUGUGGGUCUUCUCAAGGCAAUUCACCCAGAUUGGAGUCCUGCAGCCAUUAGAUCUGCAAUCAUGACAACUGCAAGAACAAGAGAUAACACCGGCCAUCCAAUGCUAAUUCGAUCAAAGAAUGGAUCAUUUUCUAAGGCAACACCGUUCAGUUACGGUGCUGGGCAUAUACGGCCAAAUCUUGCAGCUGAUCCUGGCUUGGUCUAUGACUUAACAGUGAAGGAUUACAAAGACUUCCUCUGUGCACUUGGCUAUAAUAAAACUGUUAUGGAGCUCUUUUCUAAGAGUCACGUAUGUCCCAAUUCGACCAAUCCUCUCAGUAUCUUGAACUUUAAUUACCCUUCAAUAACUGUCCCUAAGCUCUCCAGCUCAAUCACAGUGAGCCGAACAGUGAAGAAUGUUGGUUCAACCAGCAGUUACACAGCUCGUGUUCGUCCACCACCGGGAUUUUCAGUUACUGUUCAACCCAAACUUCUGAAAUUUAAGAAGACUGGUGAAAAGAAAACCUUUUACGUGACUCUGAAAAAUAAAAGAAUUGGUGUUUCAAAAGGCUAUGCAUUUGGAGAAUUAUUAUGGUCAGAUGGUGUACAUAAUGUCAGGAGUCCAAUCUCAGUUGCUACCGAUGCCAGACCUCUACUAGAGAAAAGCCCAAAAGAGGAGGAAAACAUGUGUCCAAAUAACGGUGACGCUCCCACCACACCACCUCCAAAGAAAAACACAUUCAAUAGCAUUUGAAGGAACGAUCACUAUUUAUACUCUUGUUGUGAGGUUUCAACUUAGUUGUCAUGUUUUGUACAGGGAUAAUAUUUAUUGGAUUGGGACAUAGGAUAGAAAUAUAUUUGUGGAUGGGUUUCAAAAACUGUUAUAAUAUGUAUAUUUAACUUGAUUAAAAUUACUUGUUUGUCUAA
Molecule: messenger RNA, 2759 nt
Organism: Cornus florida
Lineage: Eukaryota; Viridiplantae; Streptophyta; Magnoliopsida; Cornales; Cornaceae
Product: subtilisin-like protease SBT5.4
Exons: 11
Coding region: 124-2586 (820 amino acids)
Biological process (GO): proteolysis
Molecular function (GO): serine-type endopeptidase activity
Source: RefSeq, a predicted model, not a curated record